AUGACAUGGUGGGUGACACAUCAGAAAGAGCCUGCUGGUGGGACCCCAAGAGUUUUAGGGUACUAUGAAUGUGGAGAGAUGGCCUUGCACUUGACAUGGGUGUUCGUUUUUGGUUUAUUAGGCAACAUCAUCUCUUGUUUGGUCUGCCUUGCUCCUCUGCCAACAUUUUAUCAAAUUUGCAAGAAGAAGACGAGCGAAGGGUUCCAAUCUAUCCCUUAUGUGAUCGCACUAUUUAGUGCUAUGCUUUGGCUAUUUUAUGCAAUUUUCAAGGAUGAUGCCAUCCUUCUAAUCACCAUAAAUUCUUUCACCUUUUUUAUUGAGAUAGGCUACCUUGUUGUGUACCUUUUCUAUGCCACGAAGAAGGAUAAAAUUCUGACUUUCAAACUUCUCCUCUUGUUCAAUGUUUUCGGGUUCGGUCUCAUCUGUGUAGUAACGCUCUUCCUAACACAAGGCCAAAAACGUGUCCAUUUUCUUGGAUGGAUUUGCAUGAUAUUUUCUUUGUGUGUUUUUGUUGCACCUCUUUUCAUUGUGGGGAAAGUUAUAAAAACAAAGAGCGUGGAGUUCAUGCCUUUCUCUUUGUCAUUCUUCCUAACUCUGAGUGCAGUCAUGUGGUUCUUCUACGGCUAUCUAAAGAAAGAUCAGUUUGUUGCUGUUCCAAACAUACUGGGGCUUCUCUUUGGUAUCCUCCAGAUGGUGCUUUAUAUGAUCUAUAGGAACCCUAAGAAAGUAGUGGUGGUGGAUCCUAAACUUCAAUUAGAAAUAUCUGAACAUGUUGUGGACCUUGGAAAGUUGGGCGCAACAAUCUGCUCUGAGAUAACUGUACUGAUUCCAAAGCUAAAUGAUAGUGGAAAUGGAGUUAUUGAAGAUCAAAAUGCAAAGGGACAGACGAUGGAAAUCAUGAAAGCCAUGGAUGUCACCAGCAAACUUUAG
This is a messenger RNA of Dovyalis caffra, 930 nucleotides long. The record is from the annotation of a GenBank genome assembly. NCBI's taxonomy places the organism in Eukaryota, Viridiplantae, Streptophyta, Magnoliopsida, Malpighiales, Salicaceae.